AGUCUCAGCGCAUGCCCACUGUGUGUGCAUGUCUGUGUUUUGCAGCGGGUCAGACGGUUCGUGAGAGAAUCUGGAGUGAUGCAGCUCCUCACAUCCUAUCCACCAUUUCCACUGGGUUUUGGCUCCUCCAGUCUUUGGUUGCCAUGGCGAUGACGUCAGAUUGCACCGCCGUUUCAGGCCAGUAGAGAGAAUCUUAAAGGCGGCGCAAAAAAGUCCUGCACAAUCGGCUGCAACAGGGAGCCAUCAUCCUGUGUAUCUCCGGCGCUCAGAUUCCCAGCUCCUACUCGACCAUCCUCCCAUCUCUCUGCCCAAAAUGCGCGAGAUUGUGCACCUGCAGGCGGGCCAGUGCGGAAACCAGAUCGGAGCAAAGUUCUGGGAGGUGAUCAGCGAUGAGCACGGCAUUGAUCCCACUGGUACCUACCAUGGAGACAGCGACCUGCAGCUAGACAGGAUCAGCGUCUACUACAAUGAGGCCACAGGUGGGAAAUAUGUGCCCCGUGCCAUCCUAGUGGACCUGGAACCCGGUACAAUGGACUCAGUCAGAUCUGGACCAUUUGGGCAAAUCUUCAGACCAGACAACUUCGUUUUUGGUCAGAGUGGAGCUGGGAACAACUGGGCUAAGGGUCACUACACAGAAGGAGCGGAGCUGGUGGAUUCUGUCCUGGAUGUGGUUCGGAAAGAGGCCGAGAGCUGUGAUUGCCUCCAGGGCUUCCAGCUUACUCACUCGCUGGGUGGAGGGACUGGCUCUGGGAUGGGCACCCUGCUCAUCAGCAAGAUCCGUGAGGAAUACCCCGACCGCAUCAUGAACACUUUCAGCGUGGUGCCUUCUCCCAAAGUGUCCGACACCGUGGUGGAGCCCUACAACGCCACCCUCUCUGUCCACCAGCUGGUAGAGAACACAGACGAGACAUACUGCAUUGACAAUGAAGCCCUCUAUGACAUCUGCUUCCGCACACUGAAACUCACCACUCCCACCUACGGAGAUCUCAACCACCUGGUGUCGGCCACCAUGAGCGGGGUCACCACCUGCCUGCGAUUCCCCGGCCAGCUUAACGCCGAUCUCCGUAAACUAGCAGUAAACAUGGUGCCAUUCCCCCGUCUGCACUUCUUCAUGCCAGGGUUCGCCCCCCUCACCAGCAGGGGUAGCCAGCAGUACCGCUCCCUCUCAGUGCCUGAGCUCACCCAGCAGAUGUUCGACGCCAAGAACAUGAUGGCCGCCUGCGAUCCGCGCCACGGCCGCUAUCUCACCGUCGCCGCCGUCUUCAGGGGUCGCAUGUCCAUGAAGGAGGUGGAUGAGCAGAUGUUGAACGUGCAGAACAAGAACAGCAGCUACUUUGUGGAGUGGAUCCCCAACAACGUGAAGACCGCUGUCUGCGACAUCCCGCCACGUGGCCUCAAAAUGGCCGCCACUUUCAUCGGCAACAGCACGGCCAUCCAGGAGCUGUUCAAGCGCAUCUCCGAACAGUUCACCGCUAUGUUCCGCCGCAAGGCCUUCCUCCACUGGUACACAGGCGAGGGUAUGGAUGAAAUGGAGUUUACUGAGGCCGAGAGCAACAUGAACGACUUGGUGUCUGAAUACCAGCAGUACCAAGACGCCACCGCGGAGGAGGGCGAAUUUGAAGAGGAGGGAGAGGAGGAAGUCGCAUAAAAUAACCUCGUCUCACACAGCUGCCAUACCUCAUUUUACAUCACCCAUCUCCUAGCCCUUUUUUUACUCCACCCUUCCCUUCUGAAAUGGAGAAGUUCUCCACAUUGAGCAAACUAGAUUGCUGUUGCUUUAGUGUCAGAUGUUGAUAUUAACUAGUACUAGUGAUGUGAUUGGUUUACAAAGUCGUGUAUGUUGUGAAAGCACUGGAUCGUUGAGCUCCAUACAUUUGUCUUGUCAUUGCCUUGCUAUUUUCAAAAGCAAGUGAUUUUAACUGUGAAGCCUUGAAAGUGAAGAAUUUAAUAAAAUCACAUUGAAAGGCCUGU
Messenger RNA from Xiphophorus couchianus (Monterrey platyfish), 1971 nucleotides. It is a transcript of the gene tubb4bl, whose product is annotated as tubulin, beta 4B class IVb-like. Gene Ontology annotation, biological process: microtubule-based process. Bases 314 to 1648 code for a protein of 444 amino acids. Gene Ontology annotation, cellular component: microtubule. The record is from RefSeq and is a predicted model, not a curated record. The transcript has 4 exons. Lineage: Eukaryota; Metazoa; Chordata; Actinopteri; Cyprinodontiformes; Poeciliidae. Gene Ontology annotation, molecular function: GTP binding; structural constituent of cytoskeleton; GTPase activity.